Paramecium sonneborni is the source of this 460-nucleotide messenger RNA. The record is from the annotation of a GenBank genome assembly. Lineage: Eukaryota; Ciliophora; Oligohymenophorea; Peniculida; Parameciidae.
AUGGAGUAUUCCUAUAAAUGAUUAGAUGAAGGAGGAAAUUUGAACCGUAGGUGCAAUUGUUGCAACGAAAAUUAUAACUUAAAAAGUAGUUCGAGUGGGUUUAAGCUAAGAGGAGAUUGAAGGGAUUGAAACAAUAAACAAUAUUAUUAGCAAUGCUUACUUAGCAUAAAUAAUUGCAUAAAAAGGAAAUGAAAAUAAAUCUGUGGCUACGAUUGCUUAUAUGGCUCGGUUACAUCUGUCAAUAUCCUUUUGAAAUGCUAGUGAGUUAAUUAAAUCACUUUUCGAUUUAUUAAAAUUCAACAAUCGUGUUCUCUUCUGUUUCCUAAUACUUCAAGACUAAGCAGUAAACUAUUAACAAAGUAUUUUGUUAUAAUAAGAGUUUUAAUAGAACCAAAAAUAAAAAGGGAAAAUAAUGUUAAAAAAUUUGGUUGACUAAUUAAGUGAAUCAAUUAAAAAUUGA